AUGGCCUUAAACAUCACCCGAACAUUGCGCAUUUGUCGCAUCAGCCCACUUGUUGGCUUCAAGCCUGGUGCGGGAGUUGUGUACCACCCAUCCGUAGAGGAGGCUUUCCACAAUGACCGUAUGCGCCAAAAGCGCGCAGCACAGCAUGGAUAUGAGUUGCCUAAAAUUGAGGGCGAGCCGCUGUACAAUGGACUUGAUUCCGCCAAGAUUGUAGAGAACGAAUGGGUGUCGUUUAACAAAGUGCGCUACCCUAUGAAUGGAGGCUACGAUCGAUUUUGUUAUCGUUUACCACAGGUGAACGCCUUCACUGAGGACGAGCUGGCAAAGUUCUACGACGCCGCAGAUUACCCAAAGAGGUUCACAUUAAAGGAGAUUUGGAAGGUGGGGAAGUACAGGCUCAGUUGUAUUCUUACAUUAUACCUCGGUUUUUUGGCACCAUUCAUAUAUGUUUGGGGUGAGGGCAUCUGGAGAAAUCGUCUGGAGCCCAUAGAGCCUGCGAUCCCUGCAGACGAGUACUUCAAGCACCUUGUCUGGCAUCAGGUUGGACACCAACUUGAUCACCACGCGUAUCAGCAAUAUUGCGAGGCCCGCCGUACCAAAAAGUGGCGAAACCCAGAUAUCAACCCGGAGGACUACAUCCCGCCAGAGUUCAGGAACCUCCAAUCAUUUGAGGGCAUCAAACUCUGA
Molecule: messenger RNA, 687 nt
Organism: Babesia sp. Xinjiang
Lineage: Eukaryota; Apicomplexa; Aconoidasida; Piroplasmida; Babesiidae
Exons: 2
Coding region: 1-687 (228 amino acids)
Source: RefSeq, a predicted model, not a curated record